AUGGCGCUGGAUUUUACGCCUCGGCCAGACAACUCGGAGCGAGGCGUCCAGGUGGUCGAGGCACAAGGCUAUGCCGGAAGCGCGCCGAAAGACUUGCUUGUCAAGACCGAUGCGGCAUUAAAGCCUGCAUUUGGUGGCGCCUUGAAGCGACCCUUGGUCUUCAAGCCACUGCCGACGACACAGCGCUCGAAAGCUGUCUCGCAAAAGCCUGGGGUCAAACGCACGGCCCUGAACGGAGCCGACAGUGGCAGCGACAGCGACAGCGACGGUCAUGUCGAGCCCAAUUCCUCCACUGUGGAGAAUGGGAACAAAACAGCAACGUCUCACAAAGGCCAAGGCGUCACUGCAUCCAAUCUAUCAUCUCUACCUGUCGUGCCUGAACAGGUCGCCAAAGCGAUCCGUGCAGCAUCGACUCUUGAAAAAUCCUACCCAGCCCCCUCGAAAUCUGUAAAAUCCUCUCGGCCGAGCUUCUUUGUGUCCAUCGAUCGUCCCGAGGCUGUGCAGAUUGCCCGUGUCAGUCUCCCGGUCGUCGGAGAAGAACAAGCUAUCAUGGAGUCCAUCUACGAGAACGACGUAACUAUCCUCUGCGGCGAGACAGGUUCAGGAAAAACAACACAAGUUCCACAGUUCCUAUAUGAGGCCGGCUUCGGAGAUCCCAAGCAUCCCAAGUUCAAGGGUAUGAUCGGCAUAACCCAGCCGCGACGUGUUGCUGCCGUAUCGAUGGCCAGCCGUGUUGGCGAAGAAAUGUCGCUCACCGGCGGCCAGGUUGCAUAUCAGAUCCGUUACGACUCAACCACUGUCAAGCCUUCAACGAGAAUCAAGUUCAUGACGGACGGCGUUUUGCUGCGCGAGCUGAGCGGGGCCCUGGGCAUCCACAGUGAAGGCUCAAGUGCCUCGGAGCGCGGACCCUCCGGUGACUUGCUGCUGAAGAAGUACUCAUGCAUCAUUAUCGACGAAGCUCACGAGCGAACCGUUGGAACAGACGUCUUGAUUGGAUGGCUUACCCGAAUUGUGUCCAUCCGGAAUUCGGGCAAGAUCAAGGGAGUGGACCCGCUCAAGCUCGUGAUUAUGAGUGCCACGCUGCGUGUCGAAGAUUUUACCGAAAAUAAGGGUCUAUUCCCUGGCCCUUCCAAACCCCCGGUCAUCAAGGUCGACGGACGGCAGUACAAGGUAACUGUGCACUACAACAAGAAGACUCCAGAGCUGGACUAUGUCAGCGAAGCGUACAAGAAGGUAUGCAAGAUCCACACGAAGCUCCCAAAGGGCGGUGUGCUCGUCUUUCUAACCGGCCAGCGAGAAGUCAUGUCGCUGGUGACGAAAUUGCGCGACCGCUUCCCUCAGAAAGAUUUGCGGACGGACUCGGCCCUUGAAGGGACCAAGAUGUCUGAAAAGGGGGAGGGCAGCGGAAACGGAAUGAUGGACGAAGUCGAGGAAGCCGAUCUCGAUGCAACCGAUCUCGCCAACGAUGACUUUGUCUACGACAGCGACGAUGGAAGCGACAAUGAAGAAAGCGAUCUCGAGGUUCUCCCCGGCGAAGACGGCGAAGACGACGCAGACGACGCAGCUAAUGAUGCUAGAGACGAAAAAGUCGAGGCGCCCCUCCAUGUGCUGCCGCUAUAUUCGCUGCUCUCCACCAAGGCACAGAUGAUGGUGUUUGAGCCGCCUCCAGAAGGUGCACGGCUGGUUGUGGUUGCCACAAACGUUGCGGAAACAUCGCUUACUAUUCCGAACAUGCGAUAUGUCGUUGACUGCGGCAAGGUCAAAGAAGUAGGCGUCACUAUCUCUCGCCUACGAUACGAUAUACAUACUGGUGUUCAAACGUUCCAGAUUCACUGGACCUCACAGGCCUCGGCUGACCAGCGUGCUGGUCGUGCUGGCCGUGUAGGUCCUGGUCACUGCUACAGACUCUUCAGCUCCGCCGUGUUUGCCAACUACUUUGAGAAGUUUACCAAGCCGGAAAUCUUGAGGAUACCAAUUGAAGAUGUGAUCUUGCAGAUGAAGGCCAUGGGCAUCCAAAACGUCGUCAACUUUCCUUUCCCGACAAUACCGUCGCGCGACCAGCUCAAACGCAGCGAAAAUCUUUUGACGCAUCUGGGCAUACUGGAAGUAUCGGGGGCCGUCUCUAGGAUCACCGAACUUGGUAAGGUCGCGUCUCGGUUCCCUGUUUCGCCAAGAUAUGCAAAAAUGAUUGUUGUGGCUGCACAACAGAAAGACCCGGCGAUUCUUGGAUUUGUUAUCGCUAUCGUGUCGGGCCUUUCUGUUGGCGAUCCAUUCGUAAUGGAUGACGAGAUCCUGAAAGAAAUCGAAGACGCCGCCGAUACCGACGAAGGAGACGAAAAGUCGCGCAAGUCAUCAAAGCGAGCCGAGUGGUUCCGGGCCAGACACAUGUUUGAGGGGGCCGCUCCGACGUCAGAUAUACUUCGACUCCUCGCCGCCUUUGGCGCGUACUCGUGUGAGGCACGCAAGUCCCAGCAUGCAGCGCACCAGUUUUGUCAAGACUACUUCCUUCGCCCCAAAGCCAUGGAGGAAAUGCUGAAACUGCAGUCGCAGCUCCGCAACAUUGUCAAGGACACGCUUACGGAAGCCGAACUCUAUCCUGCAGCCAUAGCCAUGGAGCGCCUUGGCAAAUUGACGCCACCGACUGCAAAACAAGGAGUGCUUGUCCGACAAAUCCUGUUGGUGGCAUUCCCAGACCAUGUUGCGCGCCUAGACGAGAGCUACCGCGGCCCCAAAGAUGCCUCUCCUGUUUACCAGACAAUGUGGGCGGAAAAGGAUGAAAUUUUUGUCAUCCAUCCAAGCAGCUGCCUGCACAACGAACGGCCUGCUCCAAAGUGGAUCGUCUACGGCGAGAUCGUCGGCAAAGAAGAGCGAGUCAGCGCCGAUACCAGUGGCUUGGUUGGCGUACGAGGCGCGCUCAGCAUGGAUGGAACCAAGGUCGGAAACGACGGCAGUCUCGUCGCGCAGUUUGGAGCGGUGCCUUCUGGCUCGCGGAAGAAAAUCUGGAUCAAAUCCGUCACGUCGGUUGCAGAGAACUGGAUUGCAGGGAUGAUGCCCGCGUCGUUGUGCAGCACAGGGCGAAUCCUUGAUGAUCCAGAGCCUAGAUACAACCCCAAGAAGGAUAGCAUUGCCGGAUUCGCCAUUCCUACGCUUGGCCCGAAACUGUGGAUGCUGCCGACCCGGGAGAUCGAUUUGCCGGAAGGGAUGCUGAAAUAUGCCUAUUUUGCCAAAGCUUUACUCGAAGGGGUCCUUGACUUUGAGCGCAACUCCAGAGAUUGCUUCAAAAUUCUGGAGGUAUGA
Molecule: messenger RNA, 3297 nt
Organism: Polychytrium aggregatum
Lineage: Eukaryota; Fungi; Chytridiomycota; Chytridiomycetes; Polychytriales
Product: P-loop containing nucleoside triphosphate hydrolase protein
Exons: 5
Coding region: 1-3297 (1098 amino acids)
Biological process (GO): maturation of SSU-rRNA from tricistronic rRNA transcript (SSU-rRNA, 5.8S rRNA, LSU-rRNA)
Cellular component (GO): intracellular anatomical structure; nucleolus
Molecular function (GO): RNA binding; ATP binding
Source: RefSeq, a predicted model, not a curated record